AUGACAAACUUGUCUCGACUGCUAUGCGUGUCCGUAUUUUACGUUUCAAUAUUGAAAAAUUCCGAAUCGCACACCACACCCGAUGACAAACUGCCCGAGUGAGUAUAAAAGAUAAUUAUUAAUAAUAUACAAUACGAAUAAAUAUCAUUAACAGACGAUAAAUAAAUCUGUUUUGCAUAAAUCGUCAAAAUAAUUACUGUAUUAUACUGUGUGCGUUAUAGAUUUUAAUAGAAGUGGAUUUAUAGUACUUAUAUUGUUGGGAUUUUUUUGGUAACGGCUCAAUGCACACAAACUAUUAGACAUUAUUUGCUACAAAAAAAAAAAAGGCUCUCUUACCGUUUUUUUUAUCGGAACAAGAUUCCUAAACUAUAUUACUUUGUUCGAUAACUUUUAAAAAUAACUGUUAAUUCUUUUAGUAAAAAAUUUAAUUCAACUUAAAAGUUCAGUAAUUUAUUAAUUUACUGUAAAAAAAAAAAUAAUAAUAAUAAUACUAAUAAAAACAUGUACGUAUAUUAUGUUUUUAUGUUUAUUUGAAUACAUACGAAAAUUACGUAUUUUAACGUGAAUUUUAUUACGACAAAACAAAAUGUGAUCUGUUUAAAGAUAUUCACACGAACCGUGUACAGUAAGUCUAUAAAAGUCUUAAUUUUAGGGGAAAAAAGACAUUUAUGAAUGAAAUAGUUAAGAUUAAUUAAUUUUAAAAAGUAACUUUUAACAUAAUUAAGUUAUCAUUUUCCUAAAAAUAUGUAACUUAACUUAGUUACUCAAAUUUAUUUAUACUUAAAAAUUAACUUGAACUUACCUAAGUUAUUUUUUUUAGGAUAUUUUAUUAUUAAACCUAUUGCAUUUUCAAUAUAGGUUUGAAAAUGGAAAGUCAGAUAAACACGUACUCGACUAUCUGCUGAGUCCUAAACGAUACGACAAACGAUUAUUACCUCCGUCGUACGGUAAGUAAAAUGCAUUUUUAUUUGUUGACAUUUAUGACGUACUGUAACUGAGUUACUCAGUAUUUUUCGUCCUCAUUCUUUUAAAAACAAAACUCAAUAAAAGAAAUUCAAUUUAACGUGUCUCACUGUUUUCACUCGUAUCCCUAUCAUAGUUAAUCAGUAUUGCCCGGUAAUUUAUUUUUUAAAAAGGGUAUUUUCUUGUCUAUAAUGAUAAAUAAAAUAAACUUUCGAAUUUUGAAUGGUUCGAGGAAUUUAUUGAUUUUACAAUGAUAUAAGUAUAUUUUUUUUUCAGUGACUUUUUUACUAGACAUUUUGCUCUGAUUUUCAAGUGUAGCGCAUUUUCUGAAAAUAAAUUUGACUUGGAUGGUACUUUAAGAAAAUUAUUUUCUCAGGGGCUUUCAUAAUAAAUGGAAAAAGCCAAGAAAAACGAGAACAUUUAUGGAAUGUAUUAUUUUAAAAUCGUAAAUAUUAUAGCCUUUCGAAAUAUAUAUAACCUAACCCCACUCAAAAUCGUUUUUCAUUAGCAAUGAUUAAUCGUGACAUAUAUACAUUACAUUUCUCAUUUACCUUUCCAACUUCUCACAUACAACUGCAAUAGUAGUCCACCCAUCGUGCAAAGUAUGUCCGUUUGUUUUUUGAAUUUUGUCACCAAGGUGAUUCAGAAUUCAAAAAAUUAAAUUAAAUUUGUUCUUAUUAAAAUAUCUAAAACCAAACGUGAUACACCUUUUAGGGGUUGAAUUUCGAGUUAAAAAAUAGACAGUGACCUUUCUCGUGCUUUGAAUGUUAAGUGUGCAAAGUUCAAUCAUGAUCAGAAUAAAAUAGUAGAUUUAUUUAUAUCUGAAAGACAGAUAAACAUAUAUACAGAAUAAAUUUAAACAAGAUAUAAAUGAAUAAGUCUUCAAAAGUGAUCCGCACUGCGAUUAGUUUAUGUAUUUAUCGAGAAUUGUUUAUUUCAAAAAGUAUAAAUUUCAAUAAUAAAAAGGUGUCUUAGGAAAAUGGGAACGGCUGUAUAUUUGUAAGUAACGAUUAACCAUUGCCAAUAACGAAAAAACAAUUUUCAGCGGAGCUCGGUUGAUAGAGUUGCUUUUUCAAUUACAUAUGUAUCAUAUUAUAGUAAGAUAAUUAUUUAUGCAUAAUAUAUUUGCUUUAAUAAUAUUUGUUUAAUAUUGCACCUAUUAUCUUGUGUAUCCUACGUUUUCUCCGGUUUUUCCCAUUCAUCGGGAAAAAUCCUGGGACAAUCAAAAAAAUGACCUCCUUAAAGUAUAUCUCCAGUCAGAUUUCCUUUUAGAAAAAGUGCUAUCAUUGUAAAUCGGAGAAAAAUUUCCGGUAGAAAAGUUAUUCACAGAAAAAAAAAGACCACAAUAUAUUUUUACUAUUUCGUACACUUUUUCCUGCCGUUCUUCCGUUUUUUCCCUAAAGUACUCAUAGAAAAGUUAAAAAAAAUAAACACCAUUGUAAAACCAAUGUAUUACUCGCUGAGUGGUCAGAAUUUAAAAUAAAAAUCGACAUGGUAAAAGUUUUAAUAACUAUAGUUAUUAAAUUAUUCAUUAUUCAUACAAGUAUACCUAUACUCUUUAUUAUAGGAGUUCACGUGAAAAUUUAAUUACAAUUACGAAUUUAACGAUUUAAAUAUCCAUAUUUGCUCUUUGUUCAAAUAUUAUAUAUAUAUAUAGAUCGCUAAAAAAUUUAUAUAGUUAUCGGUCUUGUAAAGUAUUGAGUGAACGUAUUUAAGCAAUUCUAUUUAAAGAAUGUAUAGUAUUUAUAGUACUUUUUAAAACCUUUUUAAUUAAGUAUUUGCAAGUAUCCUAAAUACUGUUUUAGACGUAUUUUAAUUUCAAUUACUUCCAUGUAAAUACUUUUCUUAAUUCAAAAAUUAAAAAUUCCGGGUUGUAAUUUAAUAUUUAAAGUAAUAAAAUAAAAUAGAUUAUACAUUAUAAUUUAUAUUCCGUGAUUUGGAUAUUGUGAUGCCAUCCUCAUUAUAAACUGAGGUGAACGGAGUUAGAUAAACGUGAAUUGACAGUGUAGUAACAAAUAAGAUAGAAAUUAAUUUACCAGAAAGCUUACAACGAACAUUUUUUUUUUAACACUUUGAGAAAACCAUGCUGGUUAAGCGCAAUACAACAUUUUGAGAACGAUUAUGGCGUUAUAAAUUUAUAAUUCCUAUUUCAUUAAUUUUUUUUUUAUUUAUUAAAAGUAUUAAAUUAUUUCAAAAUUAAUAAACAGCAUAUUUUAUUCAUUUUCAUUUUUCAAUAUAAAAUGAAGUACAAUAUAGUAGGUACUUACUUAAAUUGUUGAAUAUUGAAUUUUACAUUAGACAUUUAAAAAUUAAUUUUGCAAACCUACUUUAAUUAGUUAUUAAGACAAAUAAAAAAGUAAUUUAACUUUCAAUACAUGCUGAGUAUUUAUAUUUGUUCUUAAAUACUUUUUCUUAGAAAUGUUUCGUUUUUAUUUGAAAUAAUUUAUGAAUGGAAGUAUUUAUAUCUGUAUUUAAAUACAAUUUGAAAAGUAUUUUUUACAAGACUGAUAGUUAUGCAUUUUAUAGUUUGUUUAUUAACGUAUAACUAUCAUAUUCAAAUGUGUGCAUAAAGCAUAUGCGAUUUUGGCCCUCUAAACGAACCUCUUCCACUGUUAAAUAAUCAUAUUUUUAAGAGAUCAAAUUCUACUCUCGUAUAAUAAUAAUAAGUGACAUAACGUUAAACACGUCGAAUAUUUUGUAGUAUGAUUUCAAAUGCCAUUACUGCUUCUAGAGGCGGAGAUAUUAUGUAUUAAAAUCAUAUCCACAAAAUUUGUUCGACCAUUCGCGUUUUUUAUAACGUACCUAUCUAUGAACACAGAAUGUUGAUUUUUUUUUAUCAUGAACUACAUGGGAUCUAUGAAGAUUUUGAGAAAACUUUGUCAUUAUCAAAUCGUUUAACAUUAUUAAAUAUCAUUAAAUUGUUUUUCAUGAUAUUUUCACCAUACUCCGUAUACAUACACACACACAACAACACAAUAUACUUAAAUAGAUAUUAUUUAUAUCAUAUUUAUACACAUAAUGUUAGCUCCCUUUUAAUAAAAGAAUAUUACUAAAAUAAAUCGGAUAUUGACCCGUUUGAAAUUUAGACCGUAUAAUCAUAGGGAAGGGCAUAUCCAAGUUUAUAAAGAUAACCUAACUUCAGAAUAUUGUGUUUGCAGGUUCUUCGAUUGUCAACGUCAGUGUUGUGCUGUUUACGUUGUCGUCUCCCGACGAAUCAAGUUUGGUGAGUAAAUCUCCAUUAAAUCUCCAGUAAUUAAAUUUAUUAAAAUAUUCAUGACACCUGAACAUUGGACGAAAAAAAUAUUUAAAAAAAAAAAUAGUAAGUCUAUAAGUAGUAAAUUAACAAAAACCGUUUUCAUGUGGAGUUCGAAUUAGAUACGCCAUAAAUCUGCGUGUUAAAUGCAAACAUUUGAAAAUAGUAGGAACUUGUAUAGUUGUAUAUAAAUAUUUUAAUACCAUUUAAAUAUGACUUAACGUCGUAGUAAUGAACUAUAUUAUAAAGCAUAAUGAUUUUUCAAUAUACUGUGAUUAAAUCAUACGGUAACAACAGUUCUUGUUCUCGUUAUAUAAAGAACUAUUAGCGUAUAAAAACUAAUCAUGCAACAGUAUACCGACACGUUUAGACACAGAUGAUUUGAAAAAUACAUAAUAGAUUUAAAGAAAGAUGUUAGGGAAUAUGUUUAGAUCAUUUUGGGACAUGAAAUAGUGAAAAUAUAUAGGCGAGUCACUGAAAUCGGGGACAAGGUAGACCGAAAAUAACGUAACUAAAUGGGGGCUUGUGGGAGAGAUAUAAUACAAAAAAAUUUGAGGUACAGCAUGAAAGUAGGUGAAAUAAAUUAGCAAAAAGCAAAUAAAACAACCACAUGCACAUGGGCGGUGGAGUACUAACUAUUUAUUAAUUAUUCACUUGACGAGAUAUAAACAUUUUCGAAAAGUAAAAUUGCGUUAAAUUGCGUAAAAUUUGUCGUUCGUUACAGAAACAAUCACGACGGUCUCGGUUGUAUAUUAUACCGUGUUAAUUUUAAUUAUCAGUCUGUUUGGUGGCUGUAGUUAUAUAAUUUCCCUGGUCUAAAUCUAUAAAUAACUCACUAAAAUACCUUUGACAAAAUAAGUAUUUAAUAAUCGAAAUUUCAACAAAUCAGCUUCUAUAUGAUUAUAUAUUUAAAUUAGCUUGGAAAAUCAAAAAGUGACCUCCUUAAAUUACCAACUAGAUAAAAUUCCCAUUUAAAAAAUGCGCUAUACACUUGAAAAUCAAAGUAAAAUUUUAGCUAGAAAUUGUGUAUACAGUAUAAAAAGAAUAAAUAUCAUAGUAAAAUCAAUGUAUUCCUCGUUUCACACAGAAUGUAAAAGAGAUUGUUGUUUUCUUCAAUGUAUUAUUAUUUAUUACUGAUAUGAAUUGAAAUAAUGAUGUUUUGUCGCCUGAAAUUAAUUUUUUUCGUAAGUAAUGAAUUUUCGUAAGUUCGUUUAGGUUAGGUUAGUAUCUAUUCUAAAUAUGAAAAUAAAAACCGGGAAUAUUGUUUAGAAAAAAAAAAACCUAUAAGCCGUAGUAAAAGAAGAAAAAGAAAAAAGAACCUAAAAAAAGAAAAGAAAAUUUUCAAAACGGCUUUAGUUCAUGUUUUUAUGACAUAUUUACUUGAACUUUGUACUAUACAAGUCGACGCACGUCUUAUGCGACCAACUAAAAUAAAAAAUGCAUUUUCGAUAUAUUAUAAUGCACAGCCCUAAUAAUAACCGACCAAACCACAUCUUACAGAUAUUAUUAUACAAUAUUAUACGUAGGCCACUGACUACUCGACACUUUUAAAAAAAAAAAAAUCAAUUAUUGUAAGACACGUUCAUAAUCAUAAUUAACCGCGAAGAGCCUUUCAUAAGCUUUUACGAAAACGAACAAUAAUAGUUAUUAUACGGCCUUUCUCUAUUAUGUAGUCAUUUGUGUGUAGUUGGUGUUCGGCCGAAAAAGUACCUCGUUUCCUAAUAACCUAACCUAACCACCAACUAUUAUUAUGACAAAAACCGAACACAUUUUUGUUCGCCGAAACCGUCCGAACUCGAGCCAAAUGAUAUUAUUAUACAAGUACAACACGCGAAUGCCGUGUAAUAACCGUGCGUACGUAGUCUGUUUUAAUUUUCAUUGUCGUUUUAGAGGUUUACAUAAAAAAAAAAAAAAAAACAGAACAAAACAAAAAAAAAUUCGAUAUUUUUGCGUAUAGCAGUAGUACAGUCGUAAUAUACGACGACAAGGGCUCUCGUAAUCGAGUACCUCACGCUGACAACGGUUUAGAUUCGUAGGUUUGGUACCUAUAAUACCUAUAUACCGUAUCGGGCUAUGUGCCAAAUAUAAUAUUAUACGUUAUGAACUCUCUCGUUGUUCGGCAUUUUAGCACUCCGCGGGGAGGCACGUAUUAAAAUUUGCAUAACGGUCUUGUUGGCGCCAAUGUUUUAUAAUUUAUAAUAUCAUAGGCAUACCUGCGCGUGCGCGUCUACGGUGGUAUACAUUGAAGUCGUGAUAUUUUCCGUUAUUUGAAAAAAAAAAACAUAAUAUUACAUAAACCGACCCGUCAAAAUGAACCCUCGACGCGUGCCGUAUUUUUUUUUUCGUUUUUGUACCGCCAGACAAAAAAUAAAAAACAAUUUUAAAAUAAAAAAAAACAUAUUUCAUAUGCCUUUCUAUAUAUUAUUAAAAACUGAAGUUAUCUAUUGUCAGAUAUGAUUGGUUUUAUUAGCUCAUAUCGGACAUUUUCUGACGGAGAGUAUUAUCGCGAAUGCAAUUUUUUACAUUAUAUAAUAAUGUAAAAGGCAACGUACAGAUAUGUAUGGGGUUUUGGUUUAUAGACUCAAAGACUUUAAUCGACUCAGAUCCCUGAAAAUUACACGGUUUAUUAUUAUUGGUUCCUUUUGGUUCCUUCAGGAAUGUUUAAAAAGCGGUUUGAAUGAACAAUUCAACCACAAAAGGUGAGGCUCACACAGGAAAUUCGUCCUUAAAACACGACAAUUUCAAUUAUUUGGUUUAUUUUUUAUCUACGUCAUUUUAUAGAAAUACGAAGUGGAAUUUUUACUCGAACAAGAAUGGUGUGAUUCCCGACUGCGGUUCACCAAUCAGACGUCAUAUACAAUGCUCAACGGAAUCCACCACCAGGGCGAAAUUUGGCUACCAGACACAAACUUCCAUAUGCACGGCGAUUUCAAGCCGUCCCAGACCCCCGUUCGGUUCACGUUGAACGUGCACAGAGACGGUAGAGUCGAGUACACGACCAGGUAACAGCCUAAUAAUAACUAUGACAAACAAAACUAUACGUACGAAAGGAAAAAAAAAUUGGAUAUUACUUAUUGGUAGACCACUAUCCAUUGAUGUAGAUGGGGAAUUGGGAAGGUAGGAUUAUACAGGGUAAUUCGAUUUAUAUAUACUUUAUUCAACAAUAAAUCAUUGCAAACAAAAAACGAUGUUUUCCCAGGUUUUAAUUAUCUAGAAAAGUAAAUUUUCCUCUCCCCCCCAAAUGUACCAAAUAAAUAAUAUUCGCUAGUGGUCACAAUAUUCUUAACAGACAGACAUUUUUUUAAAUAAAAGCACACAUCAGAAUCUAAAAUCAUUAAAUUGUAUUUUAAUAAAUACGUAAUAAUGAACCUGCAAGGCUGGGCUCUAACUAAUUUAUUUAGAAAGUUAGAAUUAAUGUUUUACAAACUUGGUUACAUUUGUCCAUACAAAUGGACAUAAGUUACUAUAAAUUAUUGAAGCUAUAUUAAAAAAAUCAAAACGACUUACAAAACGUUACAUAAAAAAAUAUUAAUAAUAAUAUUAAAUUAUCUAUAUUAUUUAGAGUACGUCAUAGUUGUAGACAAAAUCAGGAUGGUCGAACUGCAUUUAAGUAAAAGAAUGUUUGAAGGUAUUGUUAGGUUUUACGUGGGUGAAUUUUUGGGCCAUCCGUUGGGCUGAUUGGUUAAAUAUACACUAUCAAUAUUAUGGGUAUUUCACUGUUCUCGAAAUAUUUCGUAAUUUAGAUUUAAUAAACGACUGUAAAAACCCAAUUUUUAAUAAAACUAUCAAAGUAUAACCUACAGCCUUAAAAUUUCGUAUUGGGAUGGAGAAGGAGGUUAUUUCGAAUCAGCCGAUAGUAAAAUCAACAUAUCCGCCACUGAAAAUUUAGUUUAAUAGCGCCAUGAAUCUAAAAGCAACAACAAUAAUAUAUGUUAAUAAUGAUAAUAAUACGGUGUGUUUUUCGCCUCUAGGCGUCAUCUGGUGUUGAGUUGCGAAGGAUCGAUGAACAUAUUUCCGUUCGAUCAUCCGCUGUGUACGUUCUCAAUGGAAAGCAGUAAGUAUCACAACGGAUUUAGAUCGAUUAUUGCCCUUGUAUUUUGUCGAAGCGAUCACGUUAAUUGAGAUAUAUUAUUGUGACUAGUACUACUCGUAGAUAUUAUAGUAAACUAGAACGUUUUUAAGUGAGUAAGAAACUUUUCAUACGAAAUCCGUUUCUCGUACACCGAAAAUACACCAUAAAUAAUAGAUUUUCGUUAGCCAUAUACCUAUACACAAAAGAAUCGAACAUAUCACUAUUACGCUAUUUUGUCUUAAAUAAUUGUAUCGAAUGCUGACUUGUUAUAGUGCUCAUUUAUAUGUUUUUAAGUUUGAAAAAAAAAAAAAAAAUGUUCAGUUUAAAAAAUUGUUGGUAAGUAGUGGUUAUUUAUUUGGACAACCUAAUUCUUAUGUUUUCUAUAACGCUGUAGUAUCACACGAAAAGUCUGACUUGAAGUAUACAUGGAAGGAUGACAGUAACAUGUUGUUAAAAUCGCCUUAUUUGAAAACUACCAACGCGUACUUGGAACGAAAUCGGACUUACGAAUGCGCAUCCACUGGAAGUUGGAGAGGUGUCAAAAUGUUCUAACCAUGUGUUUGUUCGUGAUUAAUAUUUAUUUUUUUAUUCCAGGCAAUUAUAGUUGUCUACAAGUGGAAAUGAUAUUCAGUCGGAACCGAACGUUUUAUUUCGCCACGAUUUUCAUACCCGGUAUGAUACUCGUGACGUCGUCGUUCAUAACAUUUUUUCUAGAAUGGAACGCGGUACCGGCGAGGACCAUUAUAGGUUAGUUACUAUUGAAUUUGUUUUGUUAAUGUAGCAUUAUCAUUUAUGUGUAGGGUGAUUAUUUUUCGACAAAAAGCGAAUAAUAAUUAGUUUUGAUGAUCAAUAUUGUGUCUAUGAAAGAAUAAAAUUUUAAUUCGAAAAUUAUCGGGGAUUUAUGGUUGAAUAUUAUGCAAAUGAAAUACCUGAAUCAACAUUUUUUUUUAAACAUUCAUAAAAAAUAAGUACUGAUUUGCAAAUUCUAAAAAUCAAUUCUAAAAAACGUCCUGGGAUAAUGAGGACGGGUGCAGCCACUGUUAUAGAUAAUUUAAUGUAUACCUAUAAGUAACGAUAAAACAUUGCUUAUGAAAAAACGAUUCUGUGCGGAGUUCAGUUGAUAAUGAUGUAAUUGUGAACAAUAUAUAUAUAUGUCAUUUUAUAGUAAAAAAAAAAACUAAAUAGGCUUUAUAUAUUUAAUUUAAUAAUAUUUGUUUUAUGUUGUACCAAUUUUCCCAGUUUUCUUACGUUUUUCCCGGUUUUCCCGUGUUUUAUCCCGGUUAUUCACAUUUCCCGAGAAAACUUUUGAGAAAAUAAUAAAAUGACCUCUCUAAAGUACCUCCCAAGUGAAAUUUAAUUUUAGAAACAUUGCUAUCAUUAUAAGUUGGAGCAAAAUUGCUGGUAGAAAAGUUGUACACAGAAAAAAAGAAGGCCGUAUUAUAUUUCAACUAAUACUUUUUCUAAUACAUUUCUUAUAUUUUCCCUAUUUUUUCUUCUGUUUAUCAAAUUUGAUGAGAAAACUACUAAGAAAAUCGAAAAAUGACUUCUUACCUCUUUAAAAUACCUCCACACAGAGAUUCACUCAGAAUCUAAAAUUAAUUGCAAUUAAUUUGCAAAAUAUUGACAUACUUGUCGUAUACAAACUUCACGAACACGUAUUUUAAUUUGAUAUCCGUUACUUUUUUUUUUUAUCAAUUAUUUCGGAAUCGUAUAAGCCAUGUUAAUCGCCUGGGAGGGGGGAGUUAAAACAGAAUAUAGUUUAAUGAAAUACGGAAUAAGGAUAAAUUUUGUAAAUAUUAUGAAUACUAUUAGUCUUAUGAAACAUUGUGGUUACACGAUGAAACAAACUGUAUAACAAACUACCGCAUAACGACUGAAAAACUACCAACACCAAUUUUCAUAGUUAACCACUAUAACGGUAGCGGCGUAAAGUACUUUUUUUUUUUUUUUUUUUUUUUAUGAAGCAGUUUCACUUCAAUUGAAAAAAAAUUUUUGUAACCUAAAUCCAGAAGUAUGAAAAGCUGUUUAACAACAAGGCGUUCCAAUACUUCACCUUUUUUUUCUUUUUUCUUUACUAUAUCAUAUGGUAAAGUUUCACAUAUACACCCGUCACUCAUCUAAUUUGGUCACCGAACAGCUGUUUCAUAUGAUAUCCCCAUUCACGUCGUUACUUAUUGCUACAUCAUGAUUAAAAAAAAAAAAAAAUUGCCUGUAUAAUUAUAAUAUUAUUAGCCUGUAUAGUUCCAAAUUUGUAUAUAAUAUACAAUAUAUUAUACAUAAUUAUUAAUAAAUUUAAAAUUCGUGCGCGUUUAUUUACAGGGGUUACGACGAUGUUGAACUACUUCUCGACGUCCAACAGCUUCCGACGGACACUGCCCGACGUGGCUAAUUUGACAGCGAUGAACGUUUGGGACGGAGUGUGCAUGUUCUUCGUGUUCGCCAGUUUUAUAGAGUUCGUUUUAGUGAACUUGACGGGCCGGAAAAAAAACAAAUCCUGCGGUGACUCCGUGGAAAACGGCGGAAUUCCAAAGGUAAGAUCGUUAAAUAUUGUAUAUCAUAAUCUUGAGUUUCCAAAAGGGUAUGAAACUCGAUUAUAACGCAUACGUAUACGAAAAAUGCGUACAUUUCAUUAUUUAUAAGUAUAUUGUGCUUAAAUAAUAUUAUUUCGUACCGUAUUUAAUAUACAUCGAAUUUCGUAAGAUAUUUCAUUGUUAACAGAAUAUAAAAUGAUAUUGCAGUACUUGUUAUACCAAACGGAUUUUUGUAUUAUACGGUAACGCGUGCGUAGGUACGAAAAAAAAAAACAAACACGGAAUAGUCGGACGUCGAAUUUUAUUAAACUCGACUUUUCCACAUAUAUUCUUUAUUAUUAUUCGCGCGAAGUUGGCACGUAAGCGAGUUUGCGGUCAAAUUAUAUAUUAUAUACAUUUUUUUUUGUUUCGUUUAAGGGCAACGUAGUACCUAAUUUUCCGUAAAAAAAAAAAAAAAAAUGUCACGACUAAUAAUAAACUUUAAAAACUUUCAUUCUCUCACGGGAAUAACGCAUUGUACGAUUUUUGCGUUGGUACAUUUUUUAUUCCAUUAAAAAUUACUUACAUCGAGUAAGUAAUCGAAUACUAUUAUCUCGUACCUGAUAAUAUAUAUAUUUACCAUACACCUACCAACACAACUUGAACGUAAUUAAUAUUUUACUUGCUCAGUAGUUGGACACUAAUUUACCAUUUCUAAGACCACAUAUACAAACACGACUGAGAAAAUAAUUUGAAAGCUUUGAAAACUUUGAUUGACCAAUAGAAGUCAUUUGUGGGAAAAUUGUGGGAAUGAACUGGCAAAUUAAAACUGUCAAUAUUCAUUUCUUUUUUCAAUCGCGUUUUAUGAGAGUGGGACACAUAUGUAGAGAAAAAUAAAAAUUGUAUUUUCAUUCCUUAAUCACUGAAGACAAAUUAAUUAAAAUUUUUUCAUUUUUUAAAAUGUUCAAAAUGCCAUUUUGUAAAAUAUCUAUAUUUUAGGUAUUGUAAAAAUUUGAAUGCAUCAUACAUUCAUAUCCGAUUAAUAGUUUUUUAGUUUAGCGGCUUUAAUGUAUAUAAAUCAGGUGUGAAAACAAUUAAUUUUCAAUAGAAUAACACGUUACGUGUUAAGAAAUGACCGUACUGAUUGUUAUGGAAUAUCAAUUGUUAUCACGCCUAAUUUUUAUACAUUAAAGCUAUUAUUUGCACACUUGAUUGUAUUUAUUUUUGUUUUUUUUUUUUUUAUUGUAUUUGUAAUAUUAAACAAAAAAUAAGAAGAACGGUGUACGGUUCAAAUCCUCCUCGUUUUGAUAGUGCAAUUUUGACCUUUUAACGUUUUAAACGUGCGGCUGAAUCAUUUUAAAUCAAAGAAAAACAAACUAGUCGAUACAUCAAUACAAAAAAACAACAACGAUCGUAAUUUACGAUCGUUCGCACGUCACACUUGACACUACCAAAAAAAAAACCCUUGCGAGUUUCGACGAUGAAUCACGUAGUUAACCGAGUUGACAUCAUAAAGUCGGGACAAAGAAGGUUUUUUAUUUUUAUCGAUGUAAGAACUUUGUACAGUCGUAUAAAUCGAUCGAUCUCUAGACUAAUUAUUACGAUUUCAGAUUUUAGUUAAAACUUUUUAAAUAAUUAAUUGCAAGUUACCAAGUAUUAUGGGAAGACUUUGGAUUAUGUAAAGACUAAGUGUUUAGAUCAUGUUCCAUUUCCAUAUAUAUGGAAACACUGUUUACGAAUCGAGUUUUUAUGUCUUACUAUUAUACAUAAAGAUAUACGAGUAAAUGGGAAACAUUCAUAUGUUAACAAAAAUAUCCAAAACUCUCUAACCGAUUUUGGCGAAUCUUUUUCUGUUGUUUAUCGUUACUUCAAGGUUAAAGUCUAUUAUUUAUUUAUUUUUUAUCAGAAUCGAUUAAGUAGUUGUAAAGAAAUUUUCUAAUAAGACAACAACGAUAACGAUAUACGAAAAGUUUGUAAGUGAACGUGAAAUUUUUAAUGGUCAGUAGAUGGCUUGGUUAAAAGCGGGAGGAUAGAGGGCGUGAUGAGACGAGUAAAGGGUUAAAUCCACGGCCAAUCAAUUAUACAUAUUUAUCUAAAUAACUAAUACCGUUUGAUAUAGUGCUUUUAGUUUCUAUAAUACAGUAUGUCUGUAAUUUUAUGAAAAAUAAAAAUUAUAAACUUAAUUUACGUUAAUAAUAUCGUAUCACGUUUGUCGGCGGUUCGAUUAACACCGCGGAACUAAAUCGAUUAAAACGACUUUUUAUUUCACCGAGACGGUUUUUGAUAUUUGUUUUUUUUGUCAACAUAAUUCCGGACUACACCACGGGUUUCGUUAUUAUGUUAAGAUUAUAAUAUUAACACCUACUAUAAAUCCGUUUCUAUUAUAGUAGCAUAUUUAUACGGGUGUGGCGAUCCGAUUUCAAAAAUGAAAAUGACUCGCGACCUGCUAUUUUCAAUACCUAAUUAAAACUUGGUUAGGUUGUAUUAGCGGUCGUAUUAUUAUAUUAUUAUUAUUGGUAUAUUUUUUUUUACUGCAACCGACCUCCUGCAGUGCACAAUUCUAACAUGAACUACAAUAUACCUAGGCAUUAUAAACGGUUGGGUUCUUAAAUAAUAUCACGGUACCUAUUAAUAUUAUGCAGAUACAGUAAUAUAAUUACGUUUUCGUGGCCGCAUUACGAGGUCAAACCAGACGUUAAGUUCAAAUAAUCGACAAAUUUUGAUUUUAAGAAGACGACCGUGUCAUAUUUGUUUUAGAUUAAAUAAAUGUCGGUAUUGACAUUUUUACUUUACAUCAACCCGUCAACGAAACAUCCCACUUUUAAUUAUUCCGUUUUGAGAGUAGGGAAUAACAGUGGAUCACUAUACAAACGCCGUGAACCACACAACCACACAAAAGAUGUUCCUACACUAUUCGUACCCAAAUUUAAAAGUGAAGUAUCUCGUUAACAAGUUAAAAAAAACUAAAAGUUUCAACAUCAACAUUUAUUUAAACUAAAACUUCACAUUUUGUAAUUAUGAAAUUUUUUAACAUAUACUACAAUAUAUAAAAUAACAGUGAUACAAUAUUUUAAAGCCAAAAGUAAAUGUUUUAAAAAACAAAUUUCAAAAAAAAAAAAUUAACUCUCCAAAAUUAUCUCUCUAGUAUCUUACGUUGUAUAGAUUUAUACUGUAUACCAUAGGUUUUAUCACAAAAACUAAACAUCAACUCAAGUUGCCUUUCUUGUGUUUAACGUGCAAACUAGAACGACUGUAACAACGGACUAACAUGGACAUUGUUUAGCUGGUCUAUAUUGAACAAGAGAAACUGAUAUUUUUUACGGAGUUUGAUAAUUUUUGCACCUAUGCAGUGUACUAUUAUACAAUCAAAUAUAGUAAUAUUUAUUAAAUUUUGCAUAUUAAUACUUUUACGACAGACGGGACGUACAUAAUAUUAUACGUAAAUCGUUCGUUAUUGAUGUUAUUGGAAUUUUCAACGUUAUGCCUGCGAAAGUUUUAACGCGGAAAGUCGUCAAAUGCAAUCGUUAAAUAAUAAUAUUUGUGGGUGUAUAUACAGAUAUAAUACGUCGAUCUAUCAUUUUGAAUGCUAUUCGUGUCGGUCGGUUGAUGGGUCGUAAUAAUACGGUGAUAAUAAUAUUAUUAACAUUUCCAGACGGUUUUAAUGGACAUAAUAAUAAUAAUAAUACGGUCGUCAUCGGUGAACCGUAAUAUAAAAAACGACGAAAACACCAACAAAUAAUAUUUCGCAAUAAAAAAAAAAAAUCCAGCUGAGAUAAGUCAAUUUUAGUAAAAUUUUCUUCCACCUAAUGCGUACAAUAAAAAUAGUCUUUGCAAAACAAUAAACAACUGAAUACUACACUGUAUUAUAAUAUUCUAAUAAUUAUAUUUUUCUUAAAAAGAAAUGGUGAAAUUUGAUCGUACAAAUAAUUGUAAGGGUGAAAGUUAAAAGUUUAAAACCUCCAGAAGUACAUAUUUAAUUCAAACACCAUGCAUACACAAAUUUUCAUUCUUCCUGUCUUCAUUUGAGAUGUCUGUAGGUGAGUACAUUACUAAAGUCACCCUUCUCCCGCAACAACAUUGUUAAAUUCAUAUUGAAAUUCAACCAACACUCGUUAUUUCGAAUAAGACUGACACAAGUUAAAAAUUUGCGUUGAACACGGAACAUUAUUAUUAGAGCUCGGAAGUCAUAGGAGUUGCAUAUUAUUCCGUGUGCUCUCGAUUUAUAACAGAUCGAGCUAGAAAUCAGCUCUAUACAAGUUUAAAAAUCGAACAUUAAAAAAACAUAAAUUGCAUAUUUUAUAAACUUUAAUGACAAAGCGCAUAUUUCAAUGAUUUUUAUUGAUUUUCAUACGUAUGUUAUGCAUACCUAUUUAAUAUUUUCUUAAAAAAUUUUUUCAUUUUUAACCUGUGUAUUUUAAAUAAUAUUGAACAUAAAAUUAAAUACUAUUAUUACUAUAAUGUAUUUAUUUCCAUCGUGCAUAGGUAUAAAAUCUUUUUUGCGGUCGACGAUAUUUUAUUGUAUCUGUUGUAUUACUUUAUACAUAAUAAACAUACACUUGGUUCUAUUAAAAAUUAUAAAAGUAUUAAAGUGUAUUAUUUGUUUUGCACAUUUAACAUUUUUUGUGUGCAUAUUUGCAUGCAUAUAUUGUAAAAUUUACUUCCUAUAACUUCUAAACCAUAAUCAUUAUACAACGGACACAAUACACAAUAUACAGUGUAUGUUUGAUUUGGGUUAAUGCGAUAUUUUUUUUUCAGUGGUACUCACCAACCAAAAUAUAUGACCGCAAAACAAACAUGAUUACAUUUGUGACAUGGAAUAGAAUUUUUUACAGCAGUUAAAUAACGAAGUUUCCUAUAAAUUGUAAAGUAACUAUAAGCAAGAGACGAGGAUGAGUGAAUUAAAUAGUUCUGGUGAAACUAAGCUCAGAAAUGCUCUAGGCUUAUCUGCAGAUUUAGCAUCAUUAUUUGAAUGUUUAUUUUGACUAUGUUUUACCACCAAUAUUGCAAUGCCAAAGUGGACAUUUAUAUAAUCUAUAUAGUAUCAUAUAGUAAAUGCCAACCACAACUCAACUAUUGUUCAAUAUGUUUAUUAGGAAAUAUACAAAAUUUAGCGGUGGAAGAACUAACUUUAACAAUCAAGUUUCGAUCUAAAUAUUCAUUUAUAUCUCAUUAUUAUAUUCUGAAAAAUUUGAACAUGAAUGGAGUGAAUGCCGUCUGUACACUUGCAUUUGUCCCAGAUCUUCUUGUGAAUAAUAAGGAGGAUUGAAACAAGUCAUUAUCUCUUGAUGGUAGCACAUAUAUCUACCAGUAUAUCAAAUUUACUGGGAAAAUAUAUUGGUAGUUUUUUUUAGCAAUAGACAUACAUGUUCCUAGUAUUGUGGGCUUGCUCAAACAUAAAAAUAGGGAAGAAAAUACAAAGGUCACCAACAGUUUUUUGUUAUUGUUCCAUUUCUUAUAUAGACUUGAACUUAAUGAAGGACGUUUAACGUAGGAGGUAACACCAAGAAGUAUUCAUAAAGGAAUUUCAACUGCAAUAUUGAAUUCAAAUUCUUUAGUAUUUGAUAUUAGUAUUGUACAACUUUUAUCACAUAACUGCAGUUGAUGGAUUACUGUUGAAACAUCAACAAAUGUGUGAAGAGUUAUAUCCACAUACAAAACAUUAAAACUUGCAAUGAAAUUAAUUAACUUAUAUUAUUCACACAAUUCAUAUGACUAAUAUAUCUAACACACUAAUAUGUUACGCGAAUUUAAAUUAAUUAUCAACAAAAUCGAUUGUGUAUUUUAAGUAAGUAGCAACCAUGGAGAUCAGACGUUAGAUCAUAUCUAUGUUAGUAGAUUAUCAGCUUUCUUUGAUUCCUAAUUUAAUUUUUUAUUUUACAACUUUAAUAUUUCUCAAACUAAUACAUCGAUUUAAAAAUUUAAAUAUCAAAAAACAGAUAUAUUUUCUUAUUUUAAGUUCGAUAACUCAUACAAAUCGUUCUCAAAACCCAAGCCAAAACCGAACAAUUUCAAUAGGUGUACUACUUAAUAUAUAAUAUAUUCAUAAAAAUAUAUUAAUAUAAUAUCUGAAUAAAAAGUUCGUUAGGUAAUAAAAAUCGUAGUUUAAUCACGUUUAGUCUCUGAUAGUGUAGUGAAAAAACUAUGAGUUUUACUAAGAUUUGUUUUUUUUUUUGUGCUCCGAUAUUUUCACGUAGUAGGUACCUUAAAAGAUAUGGACUGUUUGCCAAGUGGUAUAUUAAUUUCAUAUUUCCAUUUCAACCAAAUUAUGCUUUGUUUUGUUUUUUUAAAUACGAAGUGAAAUGUUCCAAUUUUUUACUCGGUGCCCUAGAAGGAUUCAGAUCCUAUAUAUCCUGUACCUUUCAAAUUUCCCACCUUCUACAGUGCCCAGUGAACUACCCGUGUGUAGCGAAGUACGUCCGGUUAUUGUAUUUAUACAGGAGAAAAUAUGAAGGUAUUCUCGCCGUUAUUUGUUUUUGUCCAUAAUUAUUGUAGUCUAUUACAUAUGUGUGUAUAUAUAAGUGAUGAUUAAUUAAUUAAAAUGGUUUGCUUGUUAUUUUCAAACAAUUCGUCAUUUCGCUUUAGUUUAACAUGUUCUCGAAUGUUUUCAAAAGAAUUACUAAGGUUCUUUUUUAUUUAACACCGUUAGUUUUUUCACCGUUCUUUAAUAUCUGUGUGGACAGAAAUGUUUGUUUUUAAUAUUUAUCUUUAAUAUUUUUUUACUCUAGGUAGGUAAGUAGGAAGGAAGGUAUUAUUAAUGUUUUCUCGUAAAUCUUCGUUGGCUUUUACGUUAUUUCGUGUGAUGCAUAGGUACAACGCUGUCAUCAGUCUUGUACGCCGCGUAAGAACUUUUCGUGGUCUUUGUACAGUUGAAAAAUAUAUAUUUAUGACUUGAGUAACGAUAAAUAUCCUAACACCUACCUACUUAAUUUUGUUAAAUUUGAUUUAUAUUAUAUAUUCCUGACUUUUUUGUUUUGGUUUUUUUGUUUACAACACAAAGCACUUGUAAUUUUUAAAACUUAUGCAAGACACCGAUUGUUACAUAUGAAGAAAAUAUAUAUAUAUAUAUAUAUAAUAUAUAUUUCAUUCACGAAAAUACUAAUACUACAAUAAUCUACAAAUUUAUUAGGAUACACAACAUGGAACUUUUAAAGUAAUUCCAAAUAAAAGAUUUUUAAUUGAAGAUUAUUCUUUUUAAAAUAUUUAAAUAGGAAUCUAUAUAAAAAUUUUAAAACGCUUUAGAGGGUAUCAUCUAAAUUCAAAAUGUCAUAAAAAAGUUCGUAUAUGAAGUUUUUUUUAUCAAAACAAGUCCUAAAAAUAAAAACAUAAAAUAAAUUUGAAAAAUCAAAAAGAUGGUUUCUGGUUUAGAAUAUAAGUGCAGAUGCCGUAUGCUGAGCAAUGGUAAAAAACAAACAAAUCGAUGUUUGUUUCCGAUAGAAAGUCCGAUAUAAACUCGUGAAUAGAAAUGGCCGAAUCCUGAUCUCAACUACUGAAGUUUAGGUUUACAUUUAGAACACUAUUUUCCUGCAUACUGCUUGCAGUAUCUUCCCGAGGUUGGAAAUUUAGGUUAGGUCAGGUUAUUCCUUUCUUCUUUUAUAAGGAGAGGAUAAAGAGAGCCAUGCAAUUGGCGAGCGUAACGAGGUAUCUUCGAAUCUGCAUUUUAAAUGUUUCUGAUUGAUAGCUGAAGUUUGAUCCCGAGUCACUCGUUAAACUUUAUACAACUACUCAAUCUAAUCAAACAUAAAAUUAAAUAUUUUAGGUCACACAGCACUGAAACGAAAAUUUUGCUGCAGGUUACACAAUGAAUAAAUUAAUUUAUGAAAAGGAUAUUUAAAAAAAGUAACCUGUUUAAAAUAUUAUACAAAUUCAAAAUUGCAUAAAGUUCCUAUAAAGUUCUUGAUUGGAGCAAGUCUUCAAAUUAAAAAUUGAAGUACAAUCCUUGUUUUUGAUUUUUUUGUUGACUUUCGGGUUAUCUUGAUGGCAACAAAGGAAUAAAAGAAUAAUUAUUACUCCGUUCGGAAUCGUUAUCCAUUUCGAUGAUCUAUCGUUACAUACAGUAUAUAGAUUCAGUUACUUUGUAUAAUGCGCUACCUUUCUAACGUCUUGGCUUAAUAUCCUUGAGCAGUAUCAACCAUUUUUAUAUAUGUAAAACAAAGUUAUUUGUACAAAUACUAUAAAUACAUAAUAUGAUAGUUAUUGACUACUCAAUGGCGCUAUUUACGCAUACAAAUCGGCGUAUACAAAUUUGUUAUACAAAAAUAUUUAAUUAGGUAGGUAUUUAAAAAAAAAAAAAAAAAAAAAAACUGGCCUACUGUCUUCGGUAAUGAUAAAUAAGUACACGUAAUAUUAUGUGAUACUAUAUAAGUUCCGUACUAAAACAUGUGUUGUAUUGUAUGAAACACAAGUAAAAACGUUUCAUAUUUUCGGCGUGUUGAAUUUACGAAGAAUCGGUGUAGACAACAGACAUUAAUAUAAUAUAUUAUUAUUAUUUUGAAGGUUUUUUUUAAUUAUUACGUUGUUGACUUAAAGUAAAGAAAAAAAAAAAAAAAAAUGUGAUCAAUUAUAAUAUUUGUGUAGUAAUAACAGUUCGGUUAAAAAAAAAAAUAUCGAUAUAUGCAUAUAAAAAUACAAAUAAUAUAUGGCAUUGCGGUUAUUAAAAAUAGCGUGUCCGCCGUUAAUCAAUAUUAUUGUAUGCAAAAAAUAAAUGUAGAUACAGUACUAUUGAAGUGGUCACUAUAAAUAAUAUUAUUAUUUUAAGCGUUCCGCCAAAGGGUCGUUCCGGAGUAAAAUUUUUUUUUAGGUUUGACUAACGAAUGUUUUUUUUUCUAAAUUUAAAUCGAAUAUUAUUGUAUAAGUCAAUUUUCAUUUAUAUCUUGUAUAUAAAUCUACAAUUGUAUUCUGACUUUGAUAAAAAUUUUUGUACACUUAACAAAAUGAAAGAACGAUCAUCGUUUGGUUUUAUUUCGAAAUUGUAUCCCAAAAUACUAAACUACAAAAAGGUGAUUAAAAGGUUUUGACACAGGAUAUUCAGUAUUUUUGGAACGAAAAUUGAAUUAUUUGUUGAUUUGUGGGUUACUUCAGUGACAAUAAUAGUCCAUAUAUUUUUUAAUUUGAUUAUCGGAGACAAGAAAACAUAAUUUUUAAAAAAAUAAAUUACCAGACAACAAUUAAUUGCAGUGAUACUUAUAUAAGGGCAAAAUUUGGAAAUUAUUUUAUUGAUUUUUGAUAGAAUUUAGCUCGGAAAAUGAUUGAUAAUACACAAUUUAAAAUUAGAGAUUUCCAUUAUUUCACGAGUUUCGUCAAAAUUUACUUGAGAAAAAAAAAAUAAAAUAAUGAUUAUACUAUAUAGGUUCCCAAAUUCUACAAGAAAGUAACUGUUAAGUUUAUGAUUGGCGUUAGUUUUCACUGGUAGAAAAAUUGUUCACAAACUGGAAUAUAAGAAAAACCACACAUGCACACCAAACAAAUUUAUACUUGGUAUGUAUUCCUAGCACAAAUCAAAAUAUAAAAAGUCAUACAAUGCUAUUAAGAAGAGUUCGUCAUUUCGCCAUAUCUGUUAUAGCUCUCAUGUUUGGCACCUUCAUCUUCAUUUUUACCUUGCGUAUACUUUAAGUUUUUAUAAAAAAAAAAAAAAAUACUGUAAUAUUUCGACAAUAAAUAAUAGAUAUUAUUUGAGCGUUGAGCGUAUACUUUCUGAGGAAAUAUUUUAGAAACAAAAAUUAUUCAGCGGUCUUGGCAAAUCUCUCGUCGUUGUCACUGCAGUUUAACGGGCAAACCCUCCUAAAACAUCGAGACUUAUAUAACUGUUUAUAGAGUAUAGUAGUGUUACCCAACGACGAAAAGAUAAGAAAUCCGACUCGUGCACUAGAAAUCCGUGGAUUUAUAUAAUAUUCAAAUAUAUCUGAAAUCAUUGGCAUGUCCCAACGAAAUAACAAAAAAAUUAUACAGAUACCAAUGAUAUUUUAUAUUCCAAAGCCACAGAUUCUUAUCAACUGCAGACGAUACUUCUACACGACUGCGUUCCUACAAACGUUGUCGAAAUAUAUCGUAGGUAUAUUAUGCAGGAGCUCAGUCCGGGAAAACGAAAGUUACGUGACCUGCUAUUGCGCGUUUUUUUAUUUAAUUUCGUUCCCUAAUGACAUGCCAUUUCUAUUUUUUUUUAUAUUUUUUUAAAUGUUAAUCACGCGGGCAUUUAAAAUAAACAAUAUUCUGUAAAACCGAGAGGAGGUGAAAAAUUACCAUUUUAUUUUCCGUGAAACUUUGGGUAAUAAAUUUUAGCUAUAUGAUGAUAAUUACUCGUAGUUUUACUAUGAUGGUGUGUGUAAUUUUUUUGAUUUUUGAAAUAGUAAAUAACAUUUUUACAAGAGAUCUUGCUCCAAUUAAAAUAUUAUUAGACAACUCAUUUGUAGAAUUUGUGUCUAGUUGGCGCAAUGGGAAAGUUAUCUUUUUAGGAAGUUUCAUAUUAAUUGGGAAAAUCCAUAAAAACCGUAAAGAAAAAAUUGAUAAUUUACGCAAAUUUAAAUAAAAAUUGUAAUUAAAAUUUUAUUAUUUUCGAUUUUUUUUUUUUACUAUAAAUUGUCUUAUUGUUGCUUACAUGCAUUGUGUAUCUUACCUUCUCAAAUUUCCACCUAUAACAGUGGUACUAGCAGUGUCAGCUGCUUUUCUUUGUAUGUUUGUAAACAACUUUUUAACCAGAAUUUUACUGCAGUAGUGCAAUCAUCAACUUCAGAAAUGGUUUUUGGAAGAAAAUUUUUUCUAAUUAGUGCAUUGAAGAAGAUGUUUUUUUUUUGUUUUUCUUGUAAAUUUCUUAAUAAUGGAGGAAAACUAGAAAAACGUCAGAAAACAGGAAUAUUUAUUGCUGUUAUUUUAAAUUGUUUUGUUUUAUUUUGUAAAUGAGUUAGAAAUAAACGUGGAGACCUGAAAUGUUCACUUGAAAUGAAACACUUAUAAUAUCAAUUUAUAAAUGUGAUAAAAUGAUCAAACAAUUUUUCAAAAUUUUUGGACUAUUUUUAGACAUUUGAAAUUUAAAAAUUGUUUUAGUUUUAUUUCCCAACUUUUUUUGGGUUAUUAAUAGCAACUUCAAAUUAUUUUUUAAGAAAAUUGCUUCUUAGAUUUAUUUUUUUUUGGUUUCGUGUGUAUACAAAUUUAUAGUGAUUUAUUUUUGUUAGCGUUUUAAAUUCAAAUUUAGGAAAAAAACAAUCGAAAGUACACACAAACAAUUAUAAUUUGUUUCGCACUUAUAAAUUAUAAUAAAAAAAUGUCUAACCAAACUAUGUACAAAAUUGUAUUUUAUUUGGAAUGAUCUGUCAUUGCGAACAGUUGAUAUUACUUAUUCACACUAGCUUUUUGUCCUGUAAAAUACUUCCCGGCUUUUUAAUUAUACUUUUGAGUAAUUCGAGUUUGAUGGUAAAAUUAUAAUGAUGUGAAAAUAUCCAUUGCGUAUAAUACAUACGCAAUACAGUGCUUUUACAUUAACGCGUGUACGAGAACUUUUUAAGAUUAAUUUUUUUUUUUUCGGAGCAAAAAACGCGUGCUAGUUGAUUUUUUUUCUGCACUCCCAACUGAUAGCGCAAAAAUGAGUUUUUCAAAUCAAAUGAUACGUUCUAAUAAUAAUACUACAGAGUGAUUCUUUUUUCGGUAAAAAUUUCUUUUUGGUAAAAUAUUGACUUUUAUUCCAAAAGAAGAUGACCUUAAAUGUUGAAAUACUAUUAUUUUUUUGUCCCCCUUUUUUUGGGGAAGUGAAACGACUACCAACGUUUAUUUUCAAAUAGUAAUCAAUAUUAUUAAAAUUCCAUGUAUAUAUGGAGUAUUAGUUUAAAUAUAUUUUUGCCUGUAUACUAAUUUAAUGGACCUCGAAGUAUCAUUUUCAAAAUUGGUGGUCCGAACACCUAAAAAAAUUGGGACCGCUGCUAUCGUAUAUACUAGUCUAUACUAUAAUGAACCAGCAAAUUCGCGCACUUGUAUUAUUGUUUUUUGUAAUUUUUUUUUCGUAUUUUCCGUCUCGAUAUAAAAUUAUAGUGGUCAGAGAAAAAUCAAAAUGACUAUAAUUUUACAGCAAAACUACAAACAAUACCGCCACUUGUUCCGUUCUGUAAGUGUAAUGUGUAAAUUAAUAUUAUAUCGCACGAGAUUGCAAUUGCAUUUUGGACCGUAGGUAUUCGAUUGUUCGACAAAAUGUAAAUUAGGUGUACAGAAAAUAAAGACGAAAAAACUUCUAAAAAUGGAAAAACCCCCAAAAAACUAACCCGAAACGCAUCUAAGAUUCCAACAAAAAAAAAAAUCAAAAAAAAUAAUAUUAAUAAUAAUAAUAAUCUGAAUAAUUUUAAAAAUAAUAGUGAAGUACAAUAUUUCGAAAAUAUAAUAAACUCAGUGUUAUUAAAUCGAUAAAUUGUACAAUUUUUUUAUGUUCAUAAUAAUAUCACUUUGCAUUAAAAGUUUAAAAAAAAAAAAAAAACCCCGUCUAACUGGGUAUUCGUACUUUUGCUAAUGAAAUAUGUGAAAUUGAGUUUGUGGAUAAUUUAAUAACCGUGGUCGAUUAGUUUUAAUUGCAAUAUAAAAUAUAAGCUGGUGUAUUUUUUACAAUUCACCUACGGAAAUUUAAUUUCAAUGCUAUUCCGCUAAAUUGCACUUAGUUUUAAUGUCAAUACAUGCAAAUGAAAGAGUUAAUUGUACUGCGAUUUGCACUACAUAAUUAUAAUCGAUCCGUAUUGUUGCAAACAGAAAAUUGUUAUAACGGAAAAAAAAAAAAAAUGAUAUCGUUUAAUUUAAAAUAGCGUUACGUUUUAAUUGGUAGGUAAUUCAACUAUAUUGAGAAUAUAUAUAAUAGAUCAGUGGUUCUCAAAGAGUAAAUGUUAUUAUAGGAAACCAUUGAAAUAUGAAAUAUAAUAUUAAGUUUAAAAUAAUAAAACAUAAAACGGUUCGCAAAUGUUUCCUCUCUGGAGAAUCUCUGUUAUCACAAAACCGCAAAUCAACUUGUCUUAGCACUAUCCGUGGCUAACCAUUUUAAUAUUUUAAUUUACAUUUAUUUGCAUUAACAAGAAUAAUCAGACAUUAAUGUAUUUUAAAUGUCGCUGUACGUCGUUAAUAUGCAGUGAGACUUCUGUAUUGUACGUCAAAUUGGUGUCACUAAUAAACUGUUUGAUACCAGCCAUUUUUAUAUUGGUCUGUGUCUAAAAGCUAAUUAAGAUAAUUUUUAUUAUCUUAAUUAGAUUUUAUUAUAUUUUAUCAAGAUAAAACCAAAAUAUCUAAUCUUUAACUUGUAAAUUAUUUUUAGUAAAUACACAGAUAGUAACUAUAACCACGACAUCGCUGUUAUUAUUAUUUUUAUAAUUGUAUGGUUCUAAUCUAAAUUAUCUACCUACUAUACUUACGAAUUAUCUGAAUGUAUUUUCUUUAUUAUCUUUGUAUAUGUUAUCUUUAUCUAGACGAUUGAUAAUUUAUCUGAUCCGUAAUAUUAUUACGACCUUAUGAAAUAAAUAUAUUUUCCAACUGCAUAACUAUAUAGGUAUACGUAAGUAUUACAGUUUCUGGUUCACUGACAAAUUCAAUAUAAUGACUGUAAACAAUUUUCGCAAAAAUACGCAUGCUUAUAUAUUAUCGAACUAAACAUUGGAUAAUAAUUUCCAAGUAAAAAAAAAAUCUAGUGAAACUUUUAAAAAACUUUCCGCAGAAUUGUAUGUUUCGUGUUUUGUUUUAUACAUUAAUGAAAAAAAAGUUUGUUGUUCAUAAGCAGCGGACAUUCCAAAACAUGCAAAGUUUUAUAUAAUAUUAAAAUUACAGACUUUUAAAUUAUACAAAAUGUUUAUAUUAUUUUAUUCACUUAUACCCGCAAAUAGAACCCUGAACCGGUUUAAGGCGUAGGCUCAUGCCUACAGUAGCAUCGUCGUCAUUUUUUAGGGGCGGCAUUGUUUGAUACAACAGUAUAAUCUGCAGUAAUAUUGAGUUCACGGUUUUUUAGUAGUUAGGUUUUAAAUUAGGAUUAAUCAUCAGGUACCUAAGUAAUGUAAUCGUUUCGGAACAUUUACGUAACACUGAGAAUUUAACUACAGAGGAAAAAGCGUUUCAAAAUUAAAAAUAGAAAAAUAUUAAAGUAAUAACAAACGUCCAUCAAUAGUUUUCAAUAGGGUAAGCAAAAAAAUACGUUUUUAAUUUAAUUUUCUAAACAUUGUUUUUGUAUAUUGUUAUUUGUUUUCUCUAAAGACACUUUCGGUUAGUAAAAAUACUCCGGUUUUUUCAUGUAUAUAUCUUAAUAGAUGUAUAUUUUUUACUUAGUAGUAUAUCUUACUUGAAUAUUCUUUUAGAUUUCUAAAUAUUAUUCAACAACUUUAAAAAAAUCCAUCAACAAAUGGCGGAUACAUUGAUUUUAUUUUGUUGGUAUCUGGGUCACCUUAGCCACAAGGAGAAAAAAAACCUUACCAGUUUAUCGAGCUUAAAAACGUGGUAUGAUUGUGAUGAUUUUUCGUUAUUUACAGACCUUACAGUAAACAAAUUAAAUCACACUAUAUCCAAUACCUUCCAAACUUAUCACCUACAACUGUGGUUUACCUAUAGUAUGAAGUAUGUCCAGCUUUUUAAAAUUUAUGUAUUCGUUAUUUAUUUUGAACAUUCGAUAUUAUAUCAAAAUUGCAUGUUAUAAAACUAUAAUAAAUUGGCUUUUAAAAUAUUGCGCUAAUAAUUGACAAAUAUAUCUUGAGUAAAUUAUAAAAAUAAAUAUUUGUCCAUUUUUUCCUCGUACUUUUCCUGUGAUGAUGGGUGAAAACCGGAGAAAAAAAACUGCUGGAUAACGGGAUUACUUACAGAACUACGAUUAUAACACAUCUUGCCUUUUUUUUUUUCAAUUUAAACGAAUUUACAUUAAGUUUUUCUACAGUGGACCUAGUUCGUUUCGUCUAUACGACAAGUAUUACAUGAGUAAGUGUAUGUUAUCUACUUAUAACUUCGGGCGAAUCGAUAAAUCACCCGGGCUCGUAUACUCGUUUUUAGCCCUCAGGAGUCUCCAAUAAGGGUUCUUUUAAGUUUUAAAUGAGGUAUACUAUUAUGAAUAUUGAACAGAUAUCUAAUAUAAAAUAGAUACAUAAAUAUCCCGUAUAUUAUAAACAAUAAUAAUAUAUAGACCCUGCAGAGCAAUAUAUUAUUAUUGUGGUGCACCAUCGAGAUUAAUGCGGAAGUAUUGCGAAAAAUAAAGAGAUAAUAUUUUCAUCACUGACAAGUGCGUACCGUGGUCCGUUAAGCUUAUGGAGAGAGGAGAGGGAGGGGUAAACACUAUAAUUAUACUUGUAUAAGCUAAAAUAAUUUUAAGUAUUAAAUUUGUAUUAAAUAUUACUAUUACAUUAUUCUUAUUAUUAUUACUUUUGUACUCAAAUUGUAAUAAUUUAAAAAUAUACAUAUGCAUGCCAAUUUAUCUAUAGUGUGCACUUAUUAAUUUGCGUCACUUUAUUCCGGUAGUUAGCCAGUUAGGUGUAAAAGUAUAGUUAGCAUUAAUAUUAUAUUUUUUUUUUGAUGAAAAUAUCACACGUAUGUAUUUUAAUCUUAACAACUUAUCACGAAUUAUAUGAGUCGAAUAAUUUAUCGUAAUAAUAAUACUGCGUGAAGGCGAGAGAAGAAAAAUCUGAAUUGUUUUUGAUUCUGAGUGACGUGAAAAAACCUAUGGUUUUACAAAAAUAUAUAUUUUUUUUUUAUUUUCUCGGAUUUCUACGUGUAGCUUGUAGUUCCUUUUCUGAAAGGAAAUUGGUGUGGGGAGGUACUUUAGGGAAGUCUUUUUUCAAUUUUCUAGAAAGUUUCCUCAUCAAAUGUAAAAAACUGAAGAAAAAAAAUGGAAAACAAGAAAUGUAGGUAUUAGUCAAAAUAUAUUACGACCUUCUCUUUUUUCUAUGAACAACUUCGCGAUUUCGCUCGAACUUUUAAUGAAAAAAAUUUUUCUAAAAGAAAAUUUCACUGGGGAGGUACUUUAAAGAGGUAAUUUUUCAAUUUUUUUAGGAGUUUUUCCAGCAAAUGUGAAAAACCGGGAAAAACGUACAAAAAAAUUGGGAAUAUCGGUGCAACUUUAAACAAAUAUUAUUAAAGAAAAUAUAUAAAGCCUAUUGAAUUAUUUUUUACUAUAAAAUAACAUAUAUAUUUUUGAAAAAACAUCACUAUCAACUGAACUUCCUUCAAAAUCGUUUUUCGUAAGAAAUAGUUUAUUUUUGCUUACAGGUAUACAUUAAAUUAUCUAUAACAGUAGCUGUACUCGUCGCCAUUAUCCUAGGACUUCUUUUUUUUUUUCAAUUAUUGUUUGCUCCACGUCUGGUGAUAAAAAAUAUCUAUCAUAUUUAGACCUUUGUAUUGCUGUAAAACAAUUUAUUAUUUUAAAGUUAAAAUACAAAUAUUAAUGUGUAGUUUAUAUUUCGGAGGGGUUUUGAACCAACCACCACACCCCUCCCUUCAUACGCUCACUGCUAUUAAAUGUUUCAUAUUUCAUAUUAUAUUAAUAUAAUAUAUUGUGCUGAACUCAGUGAAUCGUUAUAUUAUUUUAAAAUCCGUAAAAAUUGUGUAUGAAUAAUAACGACUGCAGCGCGGUGUUUUUGAGAAAAAGUAGGACGUUAACUGACGACGGAGUAAUCGCGGUUUUUAAUGUUAUAUUAAAUUCGCAGUGAAAAAUGAGACUUUUAUUUAAAAAAAAAAAAAACCGGACAGUUUUGCAAGACCUCGGAAAUGACGUUAUCAUCUCGUGAAAAAGCGCAAUGCGGUCGUCUCGUAUGAAUGCCAUUUGAACGGAUCAACCUGCAGACGAUCUGUUAUUUACAAAUAACCGGAUAUGGUUAAAAACAAUGGGCAUUUUUUUUAUUAUUCCGUUUUUUUUUUCUAACCAAAAAUUAUAUUAGAAUACAGUAUACAUAAUACGUAUACUAAUAUAGUACCUAUAUAAUAAUAUAGAAUUACUUAUUAUUAAAAAAAAAAAAAACAAAUCGUUCUCUGCUGAAAGCGAUAAAAGUGGGAAUUAAAUGAUUUCCUAAGAAAGGAAAGAACAAAAAACACCUAUGAAUAAGAUGCUGUAAGCUGAACUUUUUAGAGGGAAGGGUUCAAAUUCAGGUGAAAAAUCAGUCGGCAUAACAAUUGUAAUUUUUUAUGCGCUGAAUUCAAAUAUGAAAUUAGUUCUCCUCUAAUAUGUUUAGUUUUUUGUUAACUUAGAUAAAAAAAAUUAUUUUUUAUAUUGGUGCACCAUCAAAAAUAAUGAUUUAAAAGUUUUGGGAAUGUUAUUAGGUCAACAAAAUAAUUUUACUAAGUUUCCUUACAUUUUUAAUCACAAUUUGAGUGUUUUCUAGUAGUAUUAAUAUUGGCGUAAAUUUUUCGACUAGGUACAUAAUAAUUAUGUAGAUAUGUAGGCGAUCAAUUGAAAAACAAAACUAAAUCAGUCUAUAAAGAAGUUUAUGUUUCCACGUGUUACGUACAUGUUUUAUAAGUUCUAUAUAUUUAAUUACAAAUCAUUUCAAUUCAAAUUUAUUCUCGUAUUAAAUUAAUUCAACAGCUCUUCGGAUUUUAUUUGGUUUUAUGGUAUGAAAUCUACUAAUAAAAUAUCACGGAAAGGAUUUAUUUGUUUUCAAAAGUAAAAUUAAUUUAAUUUUAAAUGUAUUUUUUCCGUGCAAAAAUAUGUUAUAAUUAAUAUGUACAUCAAUGUUUUAUUUGUGUCAUAGUUACAACUUGGAACGGGAGUUAUUAAAACUACCAGUUUUGAAUUAGACAAUCCCAUAAUUUUCAUAAUUUAUAUUAUCAAACUUUUCAACAUCUUUUUAUGAUACUAUAUAUGUAGGAUAUUUUGUUAAAAUUUAAAUUGUAUCAACUUGGUCGGUGAAUAGGGCACCCCCUAUUUCGAUCUCUUCAGAUCGAAGACCCCUACGUAAUUCGAAUUCGUUUGUUUUUUUAAAUUAAUUUUAACUUGGUUAAUCUAUUAUUAUUUAUGAUAACUUAACUAUUACUUAUUCAUAAUAUUUGUAAACUUUCUUAGAUUUCCAUGACUUGUGAUCGACCAUUGAGUUUGUCAAAGUUUUUGGGAUCAUACAGGUACUUUACCGGAUCACCGUUUUUUGUCUAGCCUAACCUGUAACCUAGUUUAAUCAUUCUCGAAAAUUCGAUAUGUGAACGAUGACAAUGACAGUCUCGAGCAAAACAAUUUUAAUGUAUAUAAUUUACUUGCAUACGUCAUUCACAUUUGUUUGGAAAAUCAACGAUAAAUGCAAGUUUUUAAAAAAAAAAAUCAGAAUCUGUAGACGAUUUGUUAGGUAUAAAGAACGUCAUCGCAAUGGGUACAAAAUCGUGUCGCCGUCGACCUGUUGGCCACACCUGCUGUAUUUAGCUCGGAUUAAUAAUUCGACGAGAUUUUCAACACGCAAUAGUAAAAAACGAAAAUUCCCAGUCGCACGCGAACAGGCGUGUAGAAGACGGUUCGUGUGCCGCACGUGAAUUUUCGUACCUACGCUCGAAACCUACCUAAAGUUAUGAUAUUGUGAAAAUACUUUCGUUGAAUAUAUACAUUAUACAUAUGAUAACCGUGUAGGACAUUUUGAUUUCUGGGUCAGUCGUUUUCCGUCGGAUUACAUAUAUUAGUAUAUAUUAGUACCUACAUACCUAAUAACCUAGAAACUUGUCACUUUUUGUUUCGGAACGGCUUACAUACACAAAAGCCUAUACGCCUAGAUAGUGGCUACGUGGGUGAUGGUCUACGUUCGACGAUUUGUCCGGGUGACUAUUAUUUUAGUAAGUUAAUAACGCGUUCUGGACGAACAUUUUUCAAUGCGCGUUUUCCCUUCUCGUUUCGAAUUUGGUUACAAACACCGAAAAAUGUUGUACAAGAAAUAAUAAGUACGAAAUAUGUAAAAAUUUACUUGCAGUUGUACAGCUAAAACGAAAUAUUAUUUUAUGUUCCCCCUUCUCCGACAUUCCUAGUCAUUGUAGUUAUUUAACAAACGCGUUCAUGCAAGUUCCUACACAAGUGGGGGAGUAUUGUGAAAACAGAUCCCUCAUUACUAUCGGUUCCUAUACAAAGAUAAGAUGAUGUGUUACGAUACAAAACAAAAAUAAACGACACGGUUUUUUCUUUUACUUUUUUCGCAUCUAUUUAUCUCGCGUUACAUAAUUAUUAUUAACACAUACUAUUAAUUUCUGGGUACUGAUAGUGAAAAAAAAAAAAAACUACAAAUAACACCCUUACUAGUUUACACCGAGUUCCGAUCAGAAUCGGUUUUAGAUUGCUACGAUUUAUCGUUACCCGCAUCAGUAUACAAACUAAAUUGCUAUUAUAUCCUGAAAUAUCUUUAAAAAUCUCCAACUACAACGGCGGCCUAUUGUCUAGCCACGGUGGUGCAAAGUGGUUUAACGAUAUACUGACUCGUGGUGAAAAACAAAAAUUAUUUAUAAUGUAAUACAUGCAUUGCAUUUUCGAUGCCAACUUAUACAAUAUCGCAGUAAAACAUAUAUGCUAUUAUGAAAUGGGUUUUAACGAUGUAUUGUUUCCUAAAGAACACUGCAAUACGAUAGUUGUAAAUAAAUACCUGAAUACGCGUUUUGACCGUGUAAAUAGGUUACAGUACUGCAGAAUUUAGUUUGCUUGUAAUUUUUUGCGCGUGCACAGGGAGAAAAUUAUGGCACCCGUGGGACGAAUAAAUGGCCAAUUGUCAUAUUUUUUUUUUUUUUAUAAAUAACGCGUUUUAUAGCUUGCGUUCCACAAUAAUAUUUGUUGAACAUAAUAUUUUGUUUUUAUAUGCGCGUAGAAGGGAACAUUUUUCACGCAGUGUUGGUAAGUACAGGACGCUUGAACGUCGUGAACACAAUAUUAUUAUUAGAUUGGAUAAUUUCAUUAUUUAAUAUAAUCCAAUAUUAUUAUGCUGGCCGAACAUAAAAUCAAAACGCAAGUAUGUUUUAGUUUACUAAUCAAAAAUUGACAUUUUAAUUUUCAAACGAACUAUUAAUGUGUCUAGGAUGUUAAAUGUGUUCAUUGAUGGUAUUUUUUUAAACAAAUAUAUAUAUUUUUUUCUUCUAAUUAAAACGCGUUUACGGUUUAUUUCUAAAUGUUUCUCUUAAGUUGUAGUUGAAUUAGGUACCUAAUUGAAUUUAUAUAUGUGCGAUAGUAUUCUCAACGAUAAACCAUAGCUAACGCAAAACGAUUCUGAGCAAAGAACACUUGUCGUCUUUAUUCCCUUGUUGCAAGGGCAACCCAAAAAAAUAUACAAAAAAUUAACAAUUUUUGCUGCUUAUUAAGAAAACCGCGAAAAGUAGAAAAAAAAACCUCCUAAAUGUAUAAACAGGGGUAUAAACUAAAUCAUAAACGCUACAAGAAAGUUCUCCGUAAUUUAUUCGAAUGUAUUUAUUUAUUUUAGUUAUUUUAAAUUUAUCGCGGUUUCAUAGAUUUUUUUUUGAUACUAUAAGUUUAUCCAUAUCCAUUUUAUUGGUUUUCUAUAGUAGUUUAUAAUCGAUAUAAAAAGUGCCGAAAUUCGUGAAUUAAUCAAAGAACUGGACACGGUCAUAACGUUUAUAACAGUUACUGCCAUUCUUUUUAUACAUUGUAUUAUAUCACUAAUGGUCUUUUUUUUUAACCUCCCCACAACCCUAACUGAACUAUUAUUUUUCUCAGAAUAUUAUUUUUUUAUGACUUAGCAGAGAUCCUCUUCUUUAAGUUUCCUAAUUCGAGCACUGAUUAACCAUAUAUUACUAUAUAGUUUGUUGAUAAAUCGUAAAUAUAUUUUAUUUUCCAUCUACAUUAAGCCCGUUUAGGAGACACAUAAAAUUAUAUGUGUAUUAAUGGCACAAUAGGAAAUCAUAUUAGAAUAUACCGUUAUUUGAUUUAUUAGGUAAUUAACGAGUCUUAUAGGACUUCCAUAAUAUAAUACAUUAAUAUAUCUUGGUAAUUAAUCAGGGUUGCCUACUAUGCUUUUGAAAAAAAUCAGUUUUUUGAGUUUUUUUCUUAUAAAAUAUAGGUACUUUAGAAAAAAUAAAUAAUACUCCUAAUCCCUUCUUUUGGUAAAAAUAACCAUUUAAUAUUUCAUCCUAUUAAUUAAUGAAUACAAUGCAAUACAUAAUAUUAGGAUUAUUUUGUUAAGAUGGGCAACCAGCAAAUGUGCUUAGCUUUAUUGAAUAAACAACUUCUACGUCACGGUCAUCUUUUACAUUUUCAUCACCUUCGUUAUUAUUAUAAAUUGUUCUCAUUUUAGUCAACAUAUAAUCAACAAUCUAAAACAUACGUAAAAUGUUUUUUUUAUCACAAAAAGUGUAAAAAUUAAUAAACCAUUUAAAAACAAAUGCGUUAAAACUUAGAAGUUUGACGUCUCUGCUCCUCUAUUAAAUUUUGGCCCUUAUGUUAUUAUAUGUUAAUACUGGUCAUCCGAUCAUGGAGUCUCACAUCGCGUGCCAUAUGUCCGUAGGUUACCUAUUUGUAUUACUACUAGUAACAAUGUCAGACAUAAAAAAAACUGAUUAUCAUGUACAGGGCCAGUUUGACAUAAAACCGGCAGCCCGUCGCCGUCUAAAAAGCCGACCGGGCCGGCCAAAUACCGGCCGGUUGGCAACCCUAUGAUUAUUGGAAUUUUACCACUCGAAAUAAUUGGAAUAUAUUUUGUUUUAUUGUGAUUAUAAUUUAUUAAAAUCGUGUGUGAAACUCGGACGACGGGACAGUUCAACGAUAAAAAAAAAAUGUAUUUUAUAUUGUAAUACUAGCACCACUAUAUUAUAAAUGAUAUUGGUCGGAAGGAAAACAUAAUAACAGUAGGUACGAAAUGGCGAGCCAAGAGUAUAAAAUUAUAGAAUAUUAUUAUUUCUGUUUCGAAAGGUUCUACUCAUAAAUUUAUCAAUGGGAACAACCUCACUUUCGUCAUAUAUUUUGCAGUUGUUGUUAUUUGUCUACGUAUAAUAUGCAUAAUAUAUAUUAAAGUAUAUUAUUAUAGUAUGGUGCUCCUACAUAUAGUUUUAUUGUUAUCAUAUUUUUUGAGUAUUAUAAAAUAUAAAGUUUAUCUAAUUUAAAAACAUAAUAAUAAUAUAAAAUUAACAACAUUACACUCGAUUAUUUUCUUCCCGCUAUAAGUACAACUUUUGAUGAACCAUGCAUAUCAAAUUGUCGGGUAUUUUUUAGAAUCCAAAAAUGUUGUAUCAAUACAUAAGUCCAUGCAAAACUUGAUAAUUUUAAAUAUUUAUAAACAGCUUUAAAAUGCCAGAAUAUUUUGAAAAUUGUAUUAUGUCUAAAAAAUGCUAAUAUAAGUAUACAGUGACGAUUUCGAUUCUCUACGAUUAUUUUUUACUAAAUUAUAAUAAAAAAUAAAAUUGAAUAUAACAAAAACUAUAAAUAAAUUAAAACUUCCAUUUCAUCGACGGUUUUUUUGAUCAAUUUUUUCCUAUUAUUAAGACAAUUUUAACGAAUCUAUCCAUUGUACUUGAAAAGUACAUUCUUUUGGAUCUUUUUUUGUAGAUAUUAAUGUAGUAUUAUUUACAUUCGUGCAUACUUACCACAAUUAUUUAUUUUUUCAAUUUCUCGGUAUUAAACGAUUUUUUUUUUAAGGGAGGGGGGGGAACGCGAGAAAUAAAAUUGACCGUGGAAAAUGAUUGAUUCGCCGAAUACUUUAAUUUUAUGUGUCUAUUUUUCAAACACCACCGUGUCAAUAAUAAGUGAUACGAAACGAACUUGUAUUUCUGCAGAAAUACUGCAUAUAUACUCGUAUAAUAUCAUAGCCACGAUAAAAGCUGUUAGGAAAACACAAUAUUCCAGAAUAGAAACGUGUUUUGUUUCGUGAAUUAUUCACGCCGUUCGUUUGUUCUUACAUUUUUAUAGAUCUCGAGAUUGGCUACUGCAGAUGCUAACACUAGCAAUAUACACAGACGGUAAUUUGUAUUCGCUGCAUAUAAUAUAAAAUGAUAAAAAAUAAUAUCAUCGAUAUCUUAUCUAGUAUACGGCGAUUCGACGUGUUGUAAACAUAAUUCUAUAAAAUAUAUAUACACGUUAUUUUUUUAUCAGAAUCGUGAUGAUAACGUCGCUUUUCUUUUGUUCUGGUUUACGGAUUUAUAGAUUAUUCGGUCUUGGAUUAUGGUUCUAAUUGCAUUAGAACAUUCAGCACAGACGAUAACGUAUACAAAAUAUAGUUCAAACAUUUCCCAGCGAAAUAUUGUUUGAUAUUAAUUUGUACUGAAAAAAAAAAAAAAAAAAAUUAUAACAACUUACAUAUAACAGCGUAUGCCACUAAAACAUAUUCGAAUUUAGAGUUUUAAAUUCAAAACUCUAUGAGCGGUAAGUAGGUACAUGGAUUACGUAAUUCACGUUGCCCCCUUUUCUUUUAUAUUAAACGAAAAUUCAAAAAAAUAAUAUAUACCUACUGUUAUUUUACUCUAUACUCACGCAGCAAAUAAUGUUUAUCAGUCUCAGUCACGUGAACAUUAGAAAAAAAAUCGCACCAAAUCGUACAAUAAAAAUUCUAUUGAUGUGUUUUAAAACCUCACGGUUUAAAAAUUAAAUUAUGUAUACAUGGCGUGCCGGUGAAUUCCAUAAUAAUAUUUUAAUAUAAUAUCAUUAUUAUUCGCGUGUAGUGACCCACGAUUUGAUCAUAUGAUUAUAAUCGAGCACAACUUAAAAAAUAAAAAUCAACUUUACCACGCAACUCAUAUAAGUAUUGUCAAGGAAACGUAUAAGUGAACGAACCGAGUACCCCGUGUAUUAUUUCUCUUUGUAUCACUUUUUAUUUCAUGGAAACAUGUACAUUGUACACCUUUAUUGAGUAGCAAUCACUGCAAAGUUAAAUAUUAUGUUAAUAUGUUGAAUUUGUUAGUUUAAUAAGCUAAACAAAAAAAUCCAUCAGAUAUUACGUUACUGUGCUUACCUUACCAAAUUAUUAUUAUUAUUAUCAUGUGGUUUAUUGUUAAAUGGAACGCUUGUAAUAAAUUUAAAUUAAUAAAAUAGUAAAAUAGUUUCAUGAAUAAAAAAGAGCUGAUACUGGGGAUGGGAGCAGCCACUGUUGUGAGUGAGAAGUUGGGAAGGUAGAAUACAUAAGAUUAUUUCGUUUAUAUCUGUAAGCAACGAUAAACCAUUGCUUGACGAAUGACGAUUCCGACCGCAGUUCGGUAAUACAUAAUUUGAAUUGUCAUUUUUUUUUUUUAUUGCGAUUUUCGUUUAAAUUUAAAUUUAAAACACUUAUUAAAAUAAAAAAAAAUCGUCGGAUCAUUUUGGAAAUUUUAUCACAUCUAGGUAAUUCCAAUACAAGUAUUAUUACCAAGUUUCAAGUCUUUAUGUGUAUUAAUAACCAAAUUACAGCAAAAAUUAAAAUUCCUUAAAAGCUUAAAUUUGGCUCAAACGUUUUAGCAAUGAUAUCGCAAGAAAAUCAAUCAAAUAAGCAACAAAAAAGGUAUCUUGUGAUUUUUCGAUUCAAUCAUUUUUUCUGGUAGAAAACGUCAUUCGUGUUUUUAUAAAAUAACGAAAUCGUGAAAUUGUAAGUUUUCCUACGUUUUUUCUCGCUUAAGUGCUUUUAUUUAAAAAAUGAUGUUGAAAAUAAAAAAAUGACCUCUUUAAAAUACAAUCUUGAGCUUUCAAAAAAGUUGCUACACGUAAAAAUCGGAGUAAGUUUACUAAUAAAAAACGUGUCCACAGACUAGAACAAAGAAAAAAAUAAAUAAACAGCAUUGUAAAACCAAUAGCUCCCUCGUUACGCUCGGAAUCUCAAAUGGAUAAAAGUAAUAUAUAAUAUAACAUAAUAUAAUGAAUCGGUUUAUAGUUGUAAACCUAGAGUGUAACAUAUAGCAAAAUGUGUUGGGUCGUAAAUUCAUAAUCGUAGGUCUAGAUUAUUGAUUCAAACUACUUCUUUUCCUGUAACGUCAUGAAUAUCAUUUAUUGUUCCUAUGAAACCCUGGAUUAAGUAGCCAAUGAUAAUGUGAUGGAUUGUAAUGGAGCACCACAAUCGCAGGUUGUAUUAUCUCUGAUGUUCUAUUUAUGGAGCAUUUCAUUGCAUCGUCCGUGUCCAGUUCGGAUUCUGUUGAGAGUGAUACAAUCAUGUCGUUUCAGUAUAGUGCCUUGAACUGGAAUUAGAGGGUUCUGUAUGAGGUAAAUCUUUACCCGUCAGAAACGUUGCCUGGGGUACACUGCGAGGAAGUGAUUUACUGUUGUACCCCACCCUACCGAAAAGCUUAGAUUGCUCCCGGUGUGCCAGUACCCAGUGGUAAUUGACUCCUAUGAUAUUUAACUGGUGGAGGACCGUUUAAUCGUUACAUCGGUAAAAUUCUAUAAAGGUCAAUAGUCACUAGCGAAAUAUUAUCCCAUAUUUAUUAAAAUUUUACCGAGAGGGGGGAAGUUAAAAAUAUCAUAGGGGCCAAUUUUGGUUUAAAAUAACACAGGAAUGCUGCUUCCUUGCUUUUUUCCCGCGUGACUGGGUUAAUCUACUCUUAUAUUAUAAUACCAUUUAUCCAUCUAUUCUAUAUGCUCUCUAAAUACCUUCCAUCAGUACCAUUCUGUAGCCACUAUCUGUUUGGCCUGUAUCUUGUCCGGCUUUCGUCUACACCACUUGUCUCACAUAUCAUUUCGACUAUUUCAUAUAGUUUCUCCUUCUCUCCUUCUUCACUUCAAUCUAGUUUUUCUCAUUUUCCUCCACUAUACUUACUGCUCCUAUAAUACCAUUUUGUAAUAAUUUAUCAGAUAUAGAACUAAUUAAUGUAACAUAAAUAUAAUUUUCAUCGAAUUGGAUAACAGAAAGCAAACUGCGUUUACAGUUUAAUAGUGGGCGUGGUGUUAAAUAUUGUUAUCGGAUUUAUUCCAUUUACUGGACGUAGGCGUGGGCGCGAAUAAAAAUACGAGUGACCUCAAAGCCGUUUAUAUAUACGGCAGGGACGUCGCGUCAAUGACUUACAUCCGUAUAAUAUAAAAAUAUUAACAAAACAUAAUAAUAAUUGUACACCCUUGUCGAUUUAUAAUAAUCAAGGUCCGGAUUUAAGUGCUCUGAAAUCAAUUGAAAAAUGUUCUAAAACAAAAAAUCCAAAUAAAAAAAAGUGUGAAAAUGAACGUUUCGCCGCUUUUAAAAUGUGUCGGUAACGCGAAUCAAAUUACGCGCUUGAAAAUUGGAAUGCAUUGUCCUAGAACACUAAAAUAAAAACAAUAUACUUUACAUUGAAAAUUUGAACCCUGAUAAAUCAACAAUAAAGUCGCGACAAAAAAAACUGUGUUUUGGUGUAUUGUCGAAUUUAUUGGGAACUAUAUAAUAUACAUUUCGAAAUCGAUCGUUGGAAAUUUAGUUCUGUGCUCGGACGUAUUUCUUAUCACGCAUUUUUUGCUAGUCGAAAACCGACGAGAAAAAAACAGACAAAAUAACGAAAUAAAACAGCAGAAAGUAAUAAAUAAUAAUUAUUAGAUAUGUAGGUAUAGACACGGAAAUCGAUGCGGUCGGCGGUGAUAAUGUUUUUAAUUAAAUUCCGCCUCGCGGGGUGCCGUGCGAAUUUACUCGCGCCGUCUUUUCGCCUGUUUUAAAUAUCAUAAAUUGCCCUCGAACGGACACACCCUGCAAGCGAAUAAAAAUAAACGUGCAAAUGAUGACGGUUAUAAUAAUAAAAUUGAUUAAUCAAUUCAAAACAUUAUACGGUUGAUAAAACAAUAUCACGAAGCUCUCAUACAAUAUUCUAUUGAUUUUUGUUUACUAUUCUUAUUUUAUUUUAUUUUUUUAAUAUUAAUUCUACGACGAUUGGUUAUUAUGGAGUUAUUCUAUACAAUAUAUUGAAAAAUUUCGUAUUACUAUAAAUAGUUCUAAAAUCUCCAUAAUGAUAUGGAAAUUAUACUACGUCUAUAACAAGCUUACACAACUGUUCGGUAAAAAUCUCAGGUCCCAACAAAUAUUUCUAACUGAACUACAACAAAAGAACAAAUUUGAACAAAUCCUAAAUCCGGCAAUCAUCUAAUUAUGAUUAGAUGACCACUGGGUCAGGUAACAAAUUUAACGUCAGCUAGGUUAUUGAAGCUGAAGUCUGCAUAUGACGGCAAUUUUGGGAGAAGCGAAAAAUUCGUUUUAAUGAUUUUUUUUGGAUUUUUCGAAAUUUGUUGUUAUAUUAGUACUGAAUAACACUAAUGUUUAAAAAUUUUUUGAGGGGGAGGUGAAGGAUCACGAUUAUUUUGGGAGAGUGGUAAACAAAUAAGCCGAAGGGCAAAAAAAAAAAUGGCAGCUAUUAUACAUUCUAAACUUUUUGUUCCAUUUUUUUAAUUUUCAGAUUACACUUUAGGUUUUUAACUUCAAAAAUUGAUCCAAUCAAAAAAUUCAUAAAACUUUGUAUAUAUUUAUUUAAAUAAUUUUACUCAAAUAUUUUACACGUUUGAAUAGGAAUACAUCUUAUAAAUCUCAAAUUAUGACAUUUAAUAUGCUGAAUUUGUCUAACAAUUUUUAUUUUAUUUUUAAGAUAACUGCUCUUUUUCAUUAUAAAUAGGAAUAGAUGUCAGAUGUUCAUUAGCAUAACUGCAGUGGCGCACAAAGAAAAAUGUUAAGAUUUAAUUAUUUUACGUACACGGACGUCAAUCGUUUAAUACUUAUUAUUAUUCGAUUUUUAACAUUUAUUGAGUUUUCAGUAUCUACAUUUAAAUACAUAAUAAAGUACCCGAUUAUAAUGUAAUUGUCAUAUUCGACUAAAAAUGACUACAAUAUUUUAAUGUUGAAGUUUUGAAGAUAACAAUUUCGUUUGAGAUUUCUUAUUCAUGCCUACCUAUGCGGUUUCUGGAUAUAAAAUGAUUACACUAUAGGUAGGUAUAAGUCGUUAAUGUGAUUUAACGAGUUCGUUUAAAAAAAAAAAAAUUAUUCAGUGAGUACAAAUUAUUUAUAUAUUUUAUUUAAUAAUGAACAUUUAUUAUUUUGGACCAAAUGCAUUGCAAUAUAUCGUGAAUUUAAUUGAUUUUACCCGUUUGAAAUUCAAAGGAGAGAGUAACUUUUGAUUCCCGAGAGGCGUUCGAUUUCAAUUUAGAGUUCAGAUAUACACUCGAGGUCGUUCCCGUCGGCGAUCAUGAGUGUUUUGAUCGAGUCGGUAAACGUCGCCGUUCUAAAUAAUUUACUAAUCUUUGAAAUAUUUAUUUUAAAUUUAUAUUUUCUCUUAGUCGAAAUCCUCUAAAAUUUUCUCAUCGUUCUUUAAAAUAAAGCACUUCAUACUGUUUACUUUGAAAAAAUUAUUCGUGUAAAUUCCUGACAGUCUCAAACAUGGAUUUCAGACUUUUUUAAAUAUCUAGACUAUCCGGGCCAAAUUUUCGGAGAGGGGGAGGGAGGUUUAGGUGAUGUUAAAUUAAAUCAUUAUUUUUGUUACGAACAUAAUAAUAUUAUUAGCAUUAGCAUUUUUCUUGAAAAUAAUAAACAACACUGUUUAACAAAUUCCGGGAGGGGUUUGAACCCUCAAAAACGCCCACCCCCCCACCAGAUAAUACCACAUUGUGCGGUAAACCUGCAAAUACUACGAUUUUCCACUUUUAAUUUCAUAUUUGUCCCGUCUGGUUUUUCUUUUAAACUUUCUUUCUUUUUGGAUGAUUUAUUGCGCUUACCCAUAACAACAUAAUAUCGUUGCGUAGAAAAAAAUGCGUAUUUCACGAGCUUGAUGUUACAAACCCGUAUGCCGUCCACCAAUGAAUAUAUUAUUAGACAGUGGUACAUAUGAUACGUUAUAUCGAUAUAGGUACAUAAUAUAAUACAUGUCAUGCACGCAGUAAAUUUAAUAAUAUUAUGCAACUUUGGCGUGCGGAUUUAGAUAUUUUCCGAACGAAAACCCAAUGUGCGUUUGUGAAAAUCGAGAAACGAUUGGGCAAUUUGAUACUAUACCUUCCGAAAUCGUUAUACCCCAUUCCCACUAUGUACGUCCGUAUACGACAGACACGCGAUCGUAUUACGCACAAAUAGCCGUCUUAAAUUAUUAUUUAAAAAUAAAAAAAAUAACCUAUAGUCCUUAGUCUUUUUAUUUUUCUUAUCGAGGUCACGCAAUUGGCAUAUACUUAAAAUACUUAAGACCGAGCCGGGUUCUGCGGGCCACACCCUAUUUUAACUCCGAUCCCCACGAGCGACGACGAUCGAACUAAUAAAAUUCCGGGACAUUUUUAUUUGCAAACGAAACCGCUUACAUUAUUGUUACGCUCAACGGUGGCAUCAAGGAGAAUGGCUUGACCGUGUACAAUAAUAUAAAAUUCGAUUGCUCAAUAUAUUUCUUGAUUUCGAAACGGUAAAUGAAAUAAAAAUUUAAAAAAAAAAAACUUGAACCGUUUUGUCUGAUAUAACCUGAAUCUGUAUAAAAUCCGUUUUGAUUGGUUUAGUUACAUCUAUUUCAUUCCCGUCAAUUUCGAACCACUAAUUAUGUUGGUAUUUUUAUUGGCUCGAGGUAUUAAUCAAGCACCUCCGAUAGUGUUUACGUUUUAUUUUUAUUUGACCAGUAUCACUAGCAGAAAAUAGAAAAGAACAAACGAGUACUGGAUUGUGUCCACAUUCGAAACACACGGGCCAAAUAAUCUGAUAAUUCGAUAAAAAAAAAAAAUAAUAAAAAAGUUCGACUUAAAAUUUGUUCGACGCGUGGUGGACGAAACGAAACAUUUACACCGGACUCCUUUAGUUUUCGUCCGGAUAUUGGGUAGUAUCCAAAUAAAAGUAUUCGCAGAAAUACCCUUCAAAAUACUUUUCAUUAUAUAUUUUAUUAUAUUGCUAACAGUUUUAUUUCAAUCCAACGCUAUAAUCAAUAUCGUAUAGUGUAUAAGCGUAUUUCGAACGCUUUUUUUGAAGUAUUUUAUUUUUCCGGUCCCUCGAAGUUUUACCGUUGCAUUAAAUAUAAUAGAAUGGACCGUUCAAAUAUACGACCAAAUUUAAUCCAAUUCCAAUUCAAUUUUACUAUACAGAAACAAGGUCUCGUCGAAAGCAACCUAUUAUUGAUCACCUAACCUAUUGGCGAUUAACUGAUUAUUGAAAAAAAAAAAAAAAACCUUUGUCAAUUUCAACAAAUUUAGAAUGCCUAAUCUUCACGAUUUUCACAAAUAUGCUUAUACAAUUUUUAUACGAACUCGUUCGGAAAACGUUUGAAAAGCAUUUAUUUUAAAAUUGACAAUCUCGUCCCAUUCUUCCUUCUCCUCAGUUACUCCUAUAUCUGCACACGCAUGUGGUUAUUAUUCAAUGUAUACAUUAUAUAAAGCACAUUAUAAUCUAUAUACAACGUUUGAUCCACGGAUACUCAAAGUUAACACGAAUACGUGACUUGAUAAUAUUAUUAAUACUGUUUAAGACGUGCUCAUCAUACAACUUUAAUACUUUAGUUUUGUUUACCUAACCUAACAAAUAGAUUAUAUUAUUAUUAUCACAACUAACAAGAUACCGCAAAGUUGUUCCAACAUUAUAAAUACAUAUUCGUAAUUACUAACUCAGUUGACGGUAUUAUAGAUUCCGAGUGAACUAAAAAAAAAAAAAAAAUACCAAAGACCAAUUAUUUACGUCCCUUUCGUAUUUUAUUUUGUUGAUUUCAAAUCAAAAUAAUGGUAUAAUCUAAAUGUUGUUUUUAAGUACAAUAUAAUUUAUAAAUAUGAUGGCUAUACAAAUGAGCAAAAUAUUUUUUUUUUUUAUAAUAAUUUAUGUCUGGUUGUAUGGUUAAUUAUUUAAUUUUAUUGAUAAAACUUACAAAUAAAUUUAAUUUCCUAUAUUUUUGUUUUAGAAAAUACCCAAAGAAUUAAAAUGUACCAAAUGUACCCAAAACGUAUGUUCACAUUCGCUACUCUUGAACGUUCCUCAAAAUGUGGUAAGUUUAUUUUAUAUAUGUACUCAUUUUAUUUGAAGUCAAGGUAGAUAUAUCAAUGUAAAUUAAUUAAUGAUAAUAUCGAAAAAUUCGAAAUCAUUAAACGGUUUAUUACUAAUUAAUAUUUUAAGAAUUGUUUUGACAGGCAAAGUAAUAAAUUAUAAAAAUUCAAAAUAAAUAUAAAAUUUCAGAUUAUUAAGGAAACUAUAACUCCGUGGUUUGGUAUUUAGAAUUUUUUCAGAAAUCAAGAUUAUGUAAAUUACAUAAAAUACUAUCCUGUACUACUGAUAGUAGGAACAUACUCUAAAAAUAAAUUUCAUUGAAUUUACGUAGAAGAAUAUAUUAGGCGGUUUAUGUUUUGGCGAGUUAGUAAAAAUUGCAUUGUAUUUGGCAACUGUUUACAAUGUGUUUUGGCGAGUGAUUUUAAAAUAUUAUAAAUUACAAUUUGUAAUGUGUUUGGGCGGCUUAUAAAAAUCCAUUUUCUUUCGCAUUUUGACAGAUAUGGAACUGUUUGUAAAUUCCACGAGUAUAUUUAAGCAUUUGCAAUCGAAAUGCAUCGUUUAUUUCGUUUUAUAGUAAAAGCGUUUUAAAUUUUAUGAUCCAUAUUUAGUACACGACUCGUAAUAAUUAAUCACUAAAAACCUAUAACGAAUUUACGUUUUCAAUAUUUGAGCAUAUUUGAUAUUUGAAAAACUAUAGUUAUUAUGUUUAAAUCAAUUUAAUAUUAUUACUCACAAGCAAAUGCUCCUAAUUCCCCCCUCCCCUUCUAAAUACCAUAGUAUAAUUAUAUUUUUUUUUUUUGUUUUGUAUUGUGCUAACAUAUGCAUACUAAGUGUUGUAAAAGGCUUUGCCCACUUCCUCCAAAUCAAGGUCUGGAUUCAGCACUGCUGCCAUUAAUUUUUAAGAUCUAUUGAUCUAUAUGUUAAAACGUAUUUUAAUGUAGGAAAUAAAAAUUAAAUAGACGAUGAGAUAUUACAACGGAAAAUGAUUAUCCACGGGAGUCGUGAUCUCCAUUGUUUCCAAAAUAUUAUACGUUGGUAAACCAGGAAAUAAAAAUGACUAAUUCUAAUGAUAGUAUACCUAACCACUAUAGUGAACAAAUACGCCGGUUUAUUACGAUAUUAAUCGCGAAAAACGAGCGAUCGUACUAUAUUGAUCGAUAAAACUAACAGCUGAUAUGUAUAGGUAGCUGAAAUAAACUAUGAUACACUUAGUGGUGCGGGUACACCAAAGUCGCGUUUGUGCGCGAUGAAGACAAAAACUACAUGGUCCGCAAUAACCCUUGCCGAAAUCGUUUGGUUUUAUUUUUGUUAGGAAAUACACAACAGAGACGCGUAACAAUACGAAAAUAUAAUAACGUAGAGACCGUAGGUACUGUGCGAGUGCGGUAAAUUAUGACGUUAUUUCUAUCGGUUUUUAUUAAUGUGUAUAAUAUACGAGCACAUCGCCAAUAAUCGACGGAGUAACGGAGCGGAAAACUCCUGCAAUUAUUACAGUCGGUUUGAUUGGAACUCGGCGUCUUCGUCUAUUAUUUUCAAUAAUGAAACGGUACCUAACAUUUAUGCAUUAGAAAACUAGGAUGCGGUCCUUGUGCAGUGUCUGAGCUGAAGUAAAAUACAGACAAUUGAAUUAAUAUAUACCGGUGACCGCUGCCGUAGUGUUGAACAUACAAUUUUAAUCGGAUUUGAUUAAACAAAUAAUACAUUCAAACCGGAUUGAAUCAAUCGAUCCGGAUAACUAAAUCAAUCCUAAUUUAAUAUUUUAAAUCGAUCAAAUAGUUUUUAGUUUAAAUUUAAUCAAAAUUUUAACCAAUUUUAACGUUUCAAUUGAAAGAAUUCAUUAUUACAUUAGCAUCUUUAGUUAAAAUUUUGUAAAUUUAAUAAAAGUCUCAUAUGAUGCCUAUGCAAAGUCAUCCAAAUUAUUAUUCAAUGAAUUUCUAUCACAGUAAUCAAGUUUUUGUACAACUAAACAUCAAAAAUAAUCACAACCAUCAAAAUAAUCAAUUUUAAAUUGCAUAUUUGAAAUCGUUGCUCAGUAUAACAUACAUUUCUAUGACACUGAUAAAAUCCAUGUCAAGCUGAAAAAGUAUCCCGGACAUUGUUCAUAACGAACAUACGGAGUUCCUAAUUUAUUCAUAUAUUAUAAUUUUUUUUUCAGAUCGAAAAAAACAUGAAGUCACCCAAUCAAAUUCACCUAGCUGAGAUGAUCGACACGAUAGCCCGUUUCAUGUUUCCUAUGGCGUUCACUAUGUUCUUAACAUUCUUUUUCUUUUAUUACUCGGUGAACGCCGCCAACCGGGGUAUGCUUGUCGGCACCAACUGA
Cinara cedri is the source of this 43822-nucleotide messenger RNA. The record is from the annotation of a GenBank genome assembly. Lineage: Eukaryota; Metazoa; Arthropoda; Insecta; Hemiptera; Aphididae.